CCUUUCCUUUCCUUUCCUUUCCUUUCCUUUCCUUUCCAUUACUUUAUUGAGGGUUGAUCAUGAAAGUCACCCACUGUCUGCCACUUCAGUAUCUUAACUGUCAAUUCUAAGGCUGAUUGUUGUAGCUAUUUGGUCUUCUUUAUAUUUCAUGUUAGUUCCAUUUUUCACUGUGCUCACUUGACUUUUAUUUGAGUGUCUCCAAUUGUUUCUGCCGAUCUGGUGUGAUCACUCAGAAUGGAUGCAUUCUGAGUCAUGUUAUUUAAACGCUGCCGUUACCUUGCAGGAUUGAAAAAAGCACACCUUUUAUCUUGCCUCACCUGCCCCUCUGGAACAGCAUCUUCCCAUGAUACAUAUAGGAACGUAUAUGUAUACAUAUACACUUACCAAAUGUCCUAGAAAUCUCUCAGGCCCAGCUGGAAUUGGGGUAUUGGUGUAAUCCCUGACCAUUUUUCCCCCCCGGAGGUUAUUUUGUUUGUUUUUAUCCUGUUCCCUUUAUAAAAAUUACCUUUUUUUAAAAGAAAAGAAUUGUAAGCUGCCUGCAGAGUUUGUAAAUAAAGAAACCCGCAGAUUGUAACUCCAAGUCGCUUAAAAAAAAGGGGGGGGGGAUAAAAUAGAAUUUUUUAAAGGCAAAUAAAAAACACAGACUACACUUACAACCAAUCCCAAGUCCUAUUCCCAACCUCUGCCAAACGAGCUUGUCCCGACAGCAUAUAAAGGUAGUACUCGGUUUACAACCGUUCCCUUAGUGACCAUUCGGAGUUACGACGGCCCUGAAAGAAAGGUGACCUACGACCAUUUUUCACACUUACACAACCGUUGCAGCGCCCCCACAAUCACGCGAUUUACAUUCGGACGCUGGGCAACCGACUCACAUUUAUAAUGUUUGCCGACCGUCUGACAAGCAAAGUGAACGGGGAGGGGGUGGCUUCACUUAACAACCGUGUUACACCUUUAACAGUGCAGUGAUUCGCUUAACAAGUGCGGCAAGGCGAGUCCGUAGAAUGGGUGGCAAAGCUCACUUAACAAAUCACUCAGCCACGGAAAUUUGGGGGCUGAAAUGGCGGUCGUACGGCAAGGACUGCCUGGCCGUUAGUUGUGCAUCCGUUUAUUCCCUUGCUCUUCAAGUGACUUAGGUGUGCGUGUGUUCCAAGCGGGGGCUGGGCUGUUGUUGGGUAAACCGACAGAAUAUUAAGUUGACCAGUAAAACAUGGAGGCCUGCCUUUCCCUGGACAUUGAAUAAAUUGGUUUAAUUUUCUCUAGCGGCCAGUAAACCGAGAGAUGAACCAUGACCAUAGUUGACAAGACGUCCGAGUCCUCCAAGGCCUCUGCUUCUGAGAAGCAACCUUUCAACUCUGUGGCACCAGCUUCCGGUGACAUGGACUCAGGGUCUACAGGAUGGGUCGCCGUCUCUUCUUCGUUAGAGGCUCCGAAACACAAGAUCUCGUUGGAGCCAGUGCCUGGAGCCGCACUGUAUUCCAGUACAUCGGGACCAGAUAAAUGCAAGCCUUCCACCAAAGAGCUGGUUAUUGGUGAUGGGAUUGCGGCGCCUCAGAAGGUCCUGUUUCCGGCAGAGAAGAUUUGCUUAAAAUGGCAAAAGAUGCAUCGGGUUGGAGCUGGUCUCCAAAAUCUCGGCAACACCUGUUUUCUGAACUCUGCUCUGCAGUGUCUGACAUACACCCCUCCCCUCGCCAACUACAUGCUCUCCUACGAACACUCCAAAACCUGUCACGAACAAGGAUUUUGCAUGAUGUGCACCAUGCAAGGUCACAUCAACCAAGCUCUGUCCAAUUCCGGCACCGUCAUCAAGCCGAUGUCCGUCAUAAACGAACUUAGACGAAUAGCAAAACACUUCCGUUUCGGUAACCAGGAAGAUGCUCACGAAUUCCUAAGGUACACGGUCGACGCUAUGCAGAAAGCAUGUUUGAACGGUAGCAACAAAUUGGACAGACAUACCCAAGCCACCACCUUUAUUCAUCAGAUCUUCGGAGGAUAUCUCAGAUCUAGAGUAAAAUGCAUGAAUUGCAAAGGCGUUUCGGAUACAUUUGACCCCUAUCUGGAUAUUACAUUGGAAAUAAAGUCAGCUCAAAGUGUCAACAAAGCUCUGGAACAGUUUGUCAAGCCCGAACAGCUCGAUGGAGAAAAUGCAUAUAAAUGUAGCAAGUGUAAAAAAAUGGUUCCUGCAUCCAAGCGGUUUACGAUACACCGGGCGUCAAAUGUCCUCACCUUAUCCCUCAAACGCUUUGCAAAUUUCAGUGGUGGCAAAAUCACAAAGGAAGUGAAAUACCCAGAAUAUUUAGAUAUACGACCGUAUAUGUCCCAACCCAACGGAGAACCAAUCAUUUAUGCACUUUAUGCGGUGCUAGUCCAUACGGGCUUCAGCUGUCACGCUGGACAUUAUUACUGCUACAUAAAGGCCAGUAACGGGCAGUGGUACCAGAUGAAUGACUCCACUGUUUCAAACAGUGACAUCAGGACUGUAUUAAAUCAACAAGCCUAUGUGCUGUUUUACAUCAGGACCCAUGACUUGAAAAACGGUGCUGAACACAUUCAUUCGGUCCACACGCCGGGGCAGUCUUCUCCCCGACCGGUUAUCAAUCAACGGGUGAUCGGUAAUAAACAAAGUAAUCCUGGAUUUAUCGGACCUCAGCUCCCGCCACACAUGGUGAAGAAUUCGAAUCAUUUGAACGGAACCGGAUCCCUGAAGGAAAGCCCCAGCAGUACGGUGGCCAUUUCUAGUAACGCUUCCCUCGUCAAAUCUCCUUCGGCACCUUCCUUGUCCAUCUCCAAAUGGACCAUGAACCGGUCGGCUGCGGCAGCCACGCCGGAUUCCUCCAAGAAGCCGAAACUCACUCUCAGUAUUCACAAUAACAAGCUGCCCGCUCGCCAAAACGUCUCUCACACCAGCUGUACCUUGGAGAGCAUCAGCAAACCCGCCCCGUCCGCCACCAUUUCGAACCCUUCCGCGGUGCAAUCUACCUCAAGCACUUCCUCCACCGUCUCCUCGGCUGCUAACCAAGUCUCCAAACCGACCGCUCCCGGCAAAUCCGGCUCCAAGCUGAUCAUGAACGGCAAAGCCAAACACAGCCCUAGCAUCUUGGUCCCUUACGGAGCGGAGUCUUCCGAAGACUCGGACGAGGAAUCCAAAGGCCUGUUGAAAGAGAACGGCCACGUCAAAGUUUCCAACGGCAUUUUAUUAGAUGAGACGGCAGGCGGGCUGGAGAACUCGUGCGCCUCCUGUCACCAGCCGGAAAAGGAAUGCUGCCAGCCCGAGUUGCCCCAAAACAUAACCGUCAUGGUCUCCAUUAGCCUAAACGAUGCCCCGAAGCAGAAUGGACAAAUCAGCAAUGAUCUUCCCAACUCCCAAGGGGAGCCCAUGAAAUUGGCAGAUCGCCCGUUUUCCAAAACCAACGGAUUGCCCGGAAAAGGUUCUCCAAAAGCUUUGUCCUCAGUCCCUGAAGACGACGUCUCAGAAUCCUUCCGAUACAAGCAGUCGAAAACCUUGCCCGGGGACUCCAGCAGCGCUCCUGAAACGGAAAAACCAACGGCCGAGGACGCUUCCGAAAAGGCCCCCGCUGCCCUUCCCAACAGUAUCCCUAGCCCCGUAAAAGUUUUGGACCUCGACGUCACUUCGGCCACGAAGGACCCUUGUGAAAGGAUUGUCCCGACCGAAAACAGACCGCUUGAGAACGACCGGCAGCAUGGUUCCCCAAAAACAGAUGACUCAGCCUCCCCUGGAGAAGGAGACAGGCAAGUCCUUCCUGAAAAGGCAGGUGUAUCCAAAGACGAGAAAGCAGCUUCAGAGAAGAACCCCGAGCCUGUUGAAGGACAGGCAGGACCGCCAGAAAAAGACGCCCAGAACCCCCAGACGAGGUUGGACAGUGAACCUAGGCCCCAAAAGCUAAAGACUCCCCUAAAGGCACCCAAGAUGGGUCCAGAAAGGCAGGGCAGCCCUCCGAGCAGUAAGGAUGCCCCGUGCGCCCAGAAUUCUCCCCUUCCCCAACCCAAAACUGUUGCCGAGAGCCAGUGUUCAAAGACGGAAAGCAAACCAGCAGACGGCAGCGAGCCGGUUCGAAGAAACCUCGAAAAGCUGGGCCCGAGAUCUUCCCCGAAAGAUAAAGCCCACAAUUACAAAAAAACAGACCAAGAAUAUUAUCGUCCUAAAAGGAAGCGUUCCGAAACCGAGGAAGAAGAGGAGGAGGAAGAGGCAGACGGAGCGGGUGGGCGUAGCCAGCCCGAUGGACAUUGCAGCAAGCAAAGGUGCGCUUACAGUAGGGAGCGAGGAAAGCAGCAGGAGCAGCAGUCCCGACGGGAAUACCACGGCACCGGCUACUACAGGUUCCCGGGCAGUCCCGAUCCCGCCAGGAGUUUGGGGAAGUACCCUCCCUACAGAUCCCGCAGCAGGGGCCAAACGGACUCUGAACGGAGCAGGCCCAGUUACGGGAAAGGAGUUGAGAGGUCGUGGAGCAGGGAGCGGUACUACCAGGAGACGCCGAGGAGGUGGGACGUGUGCCGGUCGUACAGUUACUACUACUCGGCUUCCCACGUUCCCCGGCAUAACCAGGAGAGGAAGCCGACUCAUUCCGAGAGAGACUAUAGCAAAUCAAGUCAUGUUUACAGUAGCCCCUAUAAUAAGUACGAUUAUUACAAAAGCCGUUUGAGCCACAACCUCGAUAGGAAAAGGCGUUUCUCCCCAAGCCCCGAAGCCGACGACUGCGUCCCCGAAAAGAAACACCCCAAAAUCUUGCCAGACCCUUCCCUCGACGAACAAAAGGGACGGAAGCGGAAGAAGUCGAAGAAGAAGAAGAAGUUAAAAGAUAAACACAAAGAGAAAGAAUCCAGCCCUAGUUCCUUAUCUGCCGUGUGGGUAGCACAGCAGUCUUCGCCCCCUACUUUCUGGGGUGGCCGAAAGAGUGACUCAAUGAAUGGCUCAGUAAAUGACCCCAUGAAUGAAUCAAAGCCACAGGAAUGUGCUCUUCAGUCAAGUCCCAAGGACAGCCGGCAUCGCCAGGAUUCCGACCCAUCUCCCUCCAACUCCGAAGCCGAGACACACAAACACAAACACAAGAAGAAGAAGAAGAAGAAGAAGAAGCGAGCCAGGAAAUCGGAAGAAGGCGACGAGGCCUCCGCCCCUUCCCUCCCCAAGCCCACCGCCCCGCAGAUCAAGGAUUUCAAAAACUGGGAGGCGCCCAAAUCUUCUUCGGAGGCUUGUCGGAAACACAGCCCAACGUCCUGCAAGGAAAGCCCUUCCGCUGUUUGGCGGAAAGCAAAAUCCCUCGAAAGGAGCAACAGGGAUGGCUUCCAUCCACAGAGAGAUCACAACAGUGAUCCCGAAUGUCCGUUGGAAGUCCAGCUUAUAGUGUAUUUAUAAACCGAGAAAGAAAAACAAAAGACCCCUACAAACUCUUUAAUAUUCAUAAUUGGUGCUUCAGAAAAAAAAUACUGUACAGGAUUUUAUCAUUGAAGAAAGCCCCACCUCUUUUUUCAUUUUUCAUUUUAGUUUUUACCUUGAGUCUUUCUUCUUUUUUUAAAAAAAUAACAAAAAAACAAAAACGAAACAAAAAAAACCCAAACAAACAACAACGAAAUUCUCCGCGAUUGCCCCCCAAACACGACAAGAGUCUGGACAAACUUCUACAGUUGCUGAACAAUUGCAACUUCCUCCUGAUAAUCCGCGUCACCGUGAGAAAUAACGCCCUGGAUCCGAACAUCUCAAAUGCUGCUGCUUCGUUCUGCCACUCAGGUUGAAUGUGUUUAUAUAUAUCUAUGUGUUCCACGUGAUGUUUGCUCCCGAGUCGAAACCUUGUUUUGCCGCGCGGUGGUGGUGGUGUGGGGAGCAAGGAACCUUCCCCGAAUUUAAGCAACGCCUGCAACUGGUAAAAGUGUCUAUUUAAUUUAAUUAUUUAAAACAUUUCACAGGCAACUUGGAUGUUUGCGCGCGCACGAGAGAGAGAGAGAGAGAGAGAAAGGAAGAAAAGAGAGAGAAAAAGAGAGCGUGCCUCGGGUUUUCUCCCCCCCCCUUUCCGAUGUCUGCUACUAGAAACUCCAUGUCAUUUUUCCUUCCGUUGGGAUUCCCAUGUCUUUGGACUUUGGUGAAAGCACGUGCCGUUCAGACACUUGGCCGUGGGUUUGUUUUUUCUUUUCUGUGUUUCUUUUUUUUUUUUGGGGAAUGUAUCGCGGGACACGUCUGAAGAUCGCUUCGACGCCGUUUGGCCUGCCUUUCGUGGCUUAACCUGAAAUUCCUUUCCAAGACCGACGACGGGCGGCGUGCAGAGGGUUUGAGCCAGCCCCGUGCAUUGUGUCGAAAGGCUUCCACGUCUGUUUUCUUCCACUCGAGUGUCUCCUUCCGUGGGUGUUUUCCUUCACUCAACUUUUGCAGGAUACGCCUUUUACAACCGUCGCCUGCGAAAGCAACUCCUUUUCGUCUUUCUGGUCCUUCCUUCAUUUUUUUGUUGUUGUUUUUUCCUGCUUUUUCUUCCCAUCCUCAGCCUGGUCCUUGGGCAUCUCUUCCCUGUCCCGCAGAGUUCAUUUUAUUGCUCAGGUUGUCCUGCUCUAUCUGGACUUCUAGCCUGCGCCAGAAGUAAGCGAGGAGAGCAGGUGCCGGGAUCUCUAGUAUCGGCCUAGAGAGGAGCCGUUUUUAAUUUUUUUUUUUUUUUAUCCGCUUUUAAGUUUUUAUUGCAUUAAUUUUUAAUGUAGCGAUGUACGUCCUGACUGAUCUCGGCUGUCUGGUUCUCGUUUCCUUCUCAAGUUUCUAGUUACAGACAACGAACGUUCAUACUGUGAUUUCUUUCUUUUUUUUUAAUUUUUAUUAUUAUUUUUUAAUGAUGAAAUGCUAUCAAACUGUGAUACACUUAAUUCACUGGUCCUGCAUCAGGAGACAAGAGUGGGGAAAACUGUAUUAAAUACAGUUCAUCUGAAUAAUCUGUCUGAUUUAUACAAGCCGCGUUGUUCAGAGAUGUCUAUAAAGUUUGAUCUUUGUUUUUUUAAAGAUAAAAAAAAAAAAGCACUUACCCCACUUGUAAAUAUGUGGCAUGUAAAAUUUAUAUAGUAUAUAAAUCCGAGAAAUCAAAUCAAACAAUGUUUCUGUCGUUAGUUCAGUUACUGUUAUCUGAUGGGUAUAAACUACAGGCGGUCCUCAACUUACGAACACAACUGAAAACCAGGAUUUAUGUCAUUAAGUGAGAAAUGUGUUCCGUGAUUUUUUUGCCACAUCUUACUACUUUUCUUGCCACCUUUAUUAAGCAAGUCGGUUAGGAACACGGUUGUUAAGUGAAUCUGGUUUCCCCAUUGACUUUUUUUUUUAAUUUGAAUUUAUAUCCCGCCCUUCUCCGAAGACUCAGGGCAGCUUACAUUGUGUAAGGCAAUAGUCUUCAUCCAUUUGUAUAUUAUAUACAAAGUCAACUUAUUGCCCCCAACAAUCUGGGUCCUCAUUUUACCUACCUUAUAAAGGAUGGAAGGCUGAGUCAACCUUGGGCCUGGUGGGACUCGAACCUGCAGUAAUUGUAAUUGCAGGCAGCUGUGUUUUAAUAACAGGCUUCUUACCAGCCUGAGCCACCAGAGGCCCAUCUAUCUAUCUAUCUAUCUAUCUAUCUCAUCUGUCUCUAUCUUUUUUUUAUUUGCAUUUAUAUCCUGCCCUUUUCCGAAGACUCAGGGCGACUUACACUAUGUUAAGCAAUAGUCUUCAUCCAUUUGUAUAUUAUAUACAAAGUCAACUUAUUGCCCCCAACAAUGUGGUUCCACAUUUUACCUACCUUAUAAAGGAUGGAAGGCUGAGUCAACCUUGGUGGGACUCGAACCUGCAGUAAUUGUAAUUGCAGGCAGCUGUGUUAAUAACAGACUGCAUUAGCCUGUUGAGCCACAAGAGGCCCUUUACUUGUCUGACUUUACUUGUCAGUAGGUCGCAAAAGGGGAUCACACGACCCCGGGACACUUAUAACGGUUAUAACUGUGAGUCAGUUGCCAAGCAUCUGGAUUUUGAUCAGCUGGCCAUGGGGAUGCUGCACCGGUCCUAAGUGUGAAAAAUGAUCAUAGGUCACUUUUUUCCCCCCAGUGCUUUUUGUAACUUUGAACGGUCACUAAAUGAACUGUUGUAGGUCGAGGACUAUCUCAUUUGAGCACAGAUACAUUUGACGGUGACCCGUGUCUAACCAGCUCUUGGUUGGGUUUGCAAUUAUCGGGAAGAUCUCAAUGACUUUCUCUUUAUUAGUAUGGAAGUGUUUAAGCAGAAAUACUACGAGUUACGACCGCAAUAGAAAGCAGAAUUUUGGUUGCUAGACAAGGUGGUUUUGAACGGAGGCAAGCCCAAUUUUACAUAUUUGAGCCACGGUUGUUAAGUAGAUUAUGCGUAUGUUAAGCGAACCUGGCUUUCCACAUUGAGAAGUUGCAAUUGGCAAUCACAUGAUCCUAGGAUGCUACAACUUUCCUUCCUUCCCCCAUCU
Molecule: messenger RNA, 8435 nt
Organism: Ahaetulla prasina
Lineage: Eukaryota; Metazoa; Chordata; Lepidosauria; Squamata; Colubridae
Gene: USP42
Product: ubiquitin specific peptidase 42
Exons: 18
Coding region: 1286-5368 (1360 amino acids)
Biological process (GO): regulation of apoptotic process; protein deubiquitination
Cellular component (GO): nucleus; cytosol
Molecular function (GO): cysteine-type endopeptidase activity; cysteine-type deubiquitinase activity
Source: RefSeq, a predicted model, not a curated record